Molecule: messenger RNA, 718 nt
Organism: Solanum stenotomum
Lineage: Eukaryota; Viridiplantae; Streptophyta; Magnoliopsida; Solanales; Solanaceae
Product: protein DETOXIFICATION 19-like
Exons: 5
Coding region: 85-672 (195 amino acids)
Biological process (GO): transmembrane transport
Cellular component (GO): membrane
Molecular function (GO): xenobiotic transmembrane transporter activity; antiporter activity
Source: RefSeq, a predicted model, not a curated record
CGUUUCUAACCCAUAAUUUCCUAAUUUGAUGUUUACAGUUUGGAGUACUGGGCUUUUGAGCUUCUUGUGUUAUUAGCUGGUUUGAUGCCAAACUCAGAAACAACUACUUCUCUGAUUGCAAUGAGUGUAAAUACUGAAGCCAUUGCCUACACUAUCUCUUAUGGUCUGAGUGCAGCUGCAAGCACUAGGGUGGCAAAUGAGUUAGGAGGUGGAAAUAUUGACAAAGCUAAGCAUGCUAUGUUUGUUACUCUCAAGCUAUCUGUUCUUGUUGCUCUUAUAGUUGAUUUGGUUCUAUUUUUUGGUCAUGAUGUCUGGGCUGGCCUAUUCAGUGAUAAUACAGAAAUAAUAAACAAAUUUGCCACUAUGACACCUUUGCUCUUAAUCUCCUUUCUAUUCGAUUUCUUUCAAGGAAUUUUAUCAGGGGUGGCUAGGGGAUGUGGAUGGCAACAUUUGGCUAUGUGCAUCAACUUGGCAACAUUCUAUUUUAUUGGUAUGCCAAUAGCUGGCCUCCUUGCCUUCAAGUUCAACUUACAUGCUCAGGGUUUAUGGAUGGGCUUGAUAUGUGGUCUAGCUUGCCAAGGUUUGGGCUUAUUGCUACUAACAUUAUUCAUCAAAUGGGAAAAAAUAGAGGCCUCAACAAAGAGCAAUAGUGAAAAUGAACUUCUACCUUAAGCAUGAAUCCAUGAGAAUCACUUGCUUAUUGGGCCAUUGGUGGGAU